Messenger RNA from Nerophis lumbriciformis (worm pipefish), 1209 nucleotides. The record is from RefSeq and is a predicted model, not a curated record. Lineage: Eukaryota; Metazoa; Chordata; Actinopteri; Syngnathiformes; Syngnathidae.
AUGGAUUUGGAUUCUCUGAAAUAUGCGGAUCUGCGCAGCCUAGCUAAGCAGCUAGGUCUGAAGGGUAAUAUGAAGGCCUCCAAGUUAUUAAAUGCCAUUAAGAAGCAUUAUGAGCAACAAAAGGACUCCGAAAAAGAAAAGGUAGAGGAGAUAGAGACCAACAUCACCACUGAGAUGCAGGCUGAAGAUUCAAGUAAGGUUUCUGCAACCCCGGUGUUUGUGAAUACACGUCGAGGCAAAGUGAAAAACAAGAGUAAAAGAUCUGAAUCUGAUGUCAAAUGGGAUGAUGAGGCGGUCAGUGAAAUGGUCCCACUAGUCCACACCCACAAGAAGAGACGAGUGUCUCCUCGGUCCAAGACUGAGAAGAAGGAAGACAAUGAGCCUCUUGUCAAAUCUUCAAACAAGGAUGAAGCAGGCACUGUUCCCUGUGUGGCCAAAGCUGGUAAAAUCCCUCGUUACAUCGGGAAGCAGGAGAAGAGGACUGCUUUGAAACCAGUCACUCCCAACUUCCAAAAACUCCACAAGGCCCAUUUUGACAAGAUGGAGUCCAUUGACGCCUACCUGCAGAGGAAGAACAACAACAAAAAGAUGGGACCUGUCCAAGAGGGCAAAGUGACAAAGACCAGUCGCGUGGCCUUGUUCUCCCCUGCACCCUACAGGAGAAAAAAUGAAGCAGAUUCCCAAAACAAGAUGGCUGACAAAAGCAAAGAGGCUGUGUUCAAUCCCACGGUGCUUUCCACAAGAAGGAUCAACGUCAGGUUCUCUGAGGCGAUGCCAGACAACGAAUACAAGAGGUCGCUCGUGAAGACACCCGCACGCAUGUCGCAGGCUCUAGCCACGAGCACGCCCAAUAAGCCUGCGGCUGAGGGAAGGAAAUCUGCAUUAUCGACCACCACACCUUCAGCAGCAUUUGUCUUCACUGGCAACACAAGUGUCACACCGGGAACGCAGAAGAAAGCAGUUUUCGACCUGAAGGCCAGCCUGGCCCGCCCGCUCAGCUACAAGCCUCAUACGGGCAAGCUGAAGCCGUUGGGUGACGACAAAGACAAAAAAGCCAUCAACAGUGCUUUGCUUAUUGAAUCGCGAAAGAAAAACUACAAACAGCACAGAGUACAGACCAGGGAGGAGAGACUGCUCAAACAAGCAGAAGAGCGGCAAGCCAAGAAGUCCAAUUUACUGUUCGCACGACGAGGCCUGGUGAUGAAUUAA